Messenger RNA from Branchiostoma belcheri (Belcher's lancelet), 1599 nucleotides. RefSeq names its product rab-like protein 2A. NCBI's taxonomy places the organism in Eukaryota, Metazoa, Chordata, Leptocardii, Amphioxiformes, Branchiostomatidae. The record is from RefSeq and is a predicted model, not a curated record. Gene Ontology annotation, molecular function: GTPase activity; GTP binding. Bases 39 to 749 code for a protein of 236 amino acids. Gene Ontology annotation, cellular component: Golgi apparatus; endosome. The transcript is spliced from 8 exons.
AUGAUGCCCAGCGCCGCAUAGUUUCUCGUAAAUUCAAAAUGGCGGAUUUGAGAGCUUCAGUGCCAGAGUACGACAAAGAAGACGGCGAAUAUAAAGUCAAAGUCAUCUGUCUGGGCGACAGCGCCGUAGGCAAGUCCAAAUUGGUGGAGAGAUUUCUCAUGGAUGGAUACCAACCACAGCAACUCUCCACGUACGCACUCACGUUAUUCCGGUAUCAGACGGAAGUCGGCGGCAAAGACGUGUGCGUAGAUUUCUGGGACACGGCAGGGCAAGAGAGGUUCAACAACAUGCACCCUUCCUACUAUUACCAGGCACACUGCUGUAUACUGGUGUUUGAUGUGACGAGAAAGGUUACGUACAAGAACCUGCCCAACUGGUACAAAGAGCUGCGACAGUACCGACCAGAGAUACCCUGCCUCGUCUGUGCAAAUAAAAUAGACGUGGACUACAAAGUCACACAGAAAAGUUUUAACUUUGCAAAGAAGCACCAGCUACCUUUCUACUUCGUGUCAGCCUCAGAUGGAACAAACGUGGUCAAGAUGUUCAGAGAGGCCAUCAAGUCCGCGGUAGGGUACAAAGAGAACACGACAGACUUCACAGACUUGGUCAUGAGAGAGUUGGAGAACUUAGAUGACCUGAGUUUAUCGAACGACGUUGACAGUGGCGUGGACACGGCGGGAAACUCGGCAGAAACACACACAGACGAGGCGGACGAGGAACAGGCGGAGGGAGCGACGGGGACCACGUGAGAAACGCUCUGCCAACGCUGUACAUAACAUAACAUCCUACAGACAGGACCUGUACAGUACACGGCUCAGCUCUGUUCUACAAGCUACAACAGCACCUACUUCUGGCACCAUUCCACCAUAUCUUUACCUUCAGCCUGCUAAAGUAGCCGUCUGGCACCAAAUUUGUAUUGGUUAUGGGUUUAAGCAGCAGGGAGAAGGUUAAGUAAACCAGUGAUCCAAACUUUAGCAUGCCUUUUACAUUGAAAGAGUCUGUUUCGUUCAAACACAUUCCUUAUUUGCCUUGUAUGUUUCUUUUUUUCUUUUUGCUAUGAUUCAGUGUGAAGACAAGUGUGUAAUUGUUGAGUACCAUGUUUUAUGUUUCUCAUAAACAUCAGAAAAAUGUAUAAUUCUGUUGGGGACAAUAUGACGGCCAAGAAUAUUUCUCAAGAAUUUUGUGUACCUCAAGGAUUAAAUAACAGAUGCUGCAUUAGUAGAUCUUUUUAAUAUUACACUUUUUUCUUGAUAAUAAGAGUUGACUUUAAUGUGUUCUUGCUUCUUUGGGACUAACAACACAUAGAAAAAGGUUGCACCAAGAUUUUCAGUGAAAAACUUCUUGUCAAAGCAUAGCUUACAUACUGCAGUCUGCUUUUUCACCAAGUUUCUAACUGCCUCCUAAAGUACUAGUAUUGAGAAGAAUUGAAAAUGUCUCGCUAGAAUUUUAGGACAGCAAACUAAGAAACAAUUGAGAAUAUGAUGUAGAACUUUGAUAAGUUUGAAAUAUGAUCUCAAUAACUAGAUACAGAUACAUCCUACAGUGUACUGUAAAUCACUUUAUGUUUGCUGUCUGAGAAAAUUGGACAUGUUGGCAGAA